UAAAUGGAUAUGGUUUUAUUUUCGAACUAGUCAGACGAACGUUGCUGGAAGCCGCGGAAGUGGCUUUCGUGUGGCGCAGUGAUUUUUUUUUCCGAAUCAAAUGCUGAUACCGCACUUACACAGUUUCUUUUAAUGACUGUUUACUCACCGCCAGCAUGCACCUGGGAGCAAGACGGGCCUGCAGUCAUGUGGCCCGUUGUUUGGACAGCGAUGAGGACCUAUGCUCCCUAUGUUACCUUCCCUGUGGCCUUGGUGGUGGGAGCAGUGGGCUACCACCUGGAGUGGUUCAUCAGGGGCACCCCCAACACCCGAGACGAGGAGAAGAGCAUCCUGGAACUGAGAGAGGACAGGAAGCUGCAGGAGCAGGCCGGCGUGGACAGCACACAGGUGCUCAGCCUUAAAGAGAAACUGGAGUUUACACCUAAGGCAGCUCUGAAUAGGAACCGACCAGAGAAGAGCUAACGAUGGUUUGAAAGACUCACGGCAACGGGACGAUGCAUUGAGCGAAAGGUGUGAACCAGGAGAUGAACGCUGAUUCCUUCUAUACUCAUUAGUCGUACAUCCUGCCUGGCCACACGCUUUGUCAUUUAGUAGUUUAUAUAUAGCAUCUAUGUGCUGCAUGGAAACUAUCCACUGAUGUUGCACAUGACUUUUGGCACAUUGGUCUCUGUAACUGUUGAACAUUUCAUUGUUCAGCCUUUGAAUUGACAUGGUUUAAUGCAAUCUCUUGUCGCUUGUCCUCUGGGUUUGGAAUUUCAGGUGUCACAUUCCCGUUAAAACAUUCUUGGUCUUGUCACAUGUAAUGACGUUCAUAGACACGAUCUCCAACUGUGAACGUGAAAGCAGAGGAAGAAAGACAAGUCUUUGUUGCAGGUCUCUUAUCACAUGUAAUCUUUAUGGUAUGUGACAAAAUAAGCCAGCCAUGUGGGGGGUCUCGGGGCCUUAAAGCAGCUUAGUCCUAUUUUCUGAAACCUCUGUACAAUACUUUCAGGUUCGAUUGUUUGCAGACUGAAGGGGGUAAGGUUGCGUUUCUGGAAAAAAAUGUGAUUAAUAAAUGAAAUUUGUAUAAUUAGAGAGUGAACUGGAGAAGUACCUCAUUCCCUUUUAUUAAGAGUCAAAGCUGUUGCCAAGGAUAGAAAAUGUCAUCAAAGGUUAAGGAAGGAAGUCAUGACUCUGCUCAUUCAGUUUCUAGAACGGAGUUCACAGUAGGCGACAAUGACGGAUGAGGAAGUUACACAUCUGUUCACCUUUUGGACUCAGACCUGUAACUAUUAAAGGAAUGACUGAUCCAUUAAAAAAAUAAAAUAUAACUGAUUUCA
Molecule: messenger RNA, 1319 nt
Organism: Betta splendens (Siamese fighting fish)
Lineage: Eukaryota; Metazoa; Chordata; Actinopteri; Anabantiformes; Osphronemidae
Gene: smim12
Product: small integral membrane protein 12
Exons: 2
Coding region: 133-462 (109 amino acids)
Source: RefSeq, a predicted model, not a curated record